This is a messenger RNA of Gavia stellata (red-throated loon), 1191 nucleotides long. RefSeq names its product short chain dehydrogenase/reductase family 42E, member 1 (gene SDR42E1). Gene Ontology annotation, molecular function: 3-beta-hydroxy-Delta5-steroid dehydrogenase (NAD+) activity. Gene Ontology annotation, biological process: steroid biosynthetic process. The record is from RefSeq and is a predicted model, not a curated record. Bases 16 to 1191 code for a protein of 391 amino acids. NCBI's taxonomy places the organism in Eukaryota, Metazoa, Chordata, Aves, Gaviiformes, Gaviidae. The transcript is spliced from 2 exons.
GCCAAAAGAAAGAGGAUGGAACCAGAAAAUCCUGCCAAGGAAACAGUCCUCAUUACUGGAGGAGGUGGUUAUUUUGGCUUCCGUUUAGGUUGUGCCAUAUACCAAAAGGGAGUUGAUGUGAUUCUCUUUGAUGUUGUGAAGCCACCUCAAACCAUGCCAGAAGGAAUAAAGUUCAUGCAAGGGGAUGUCUGUUGCCUGUCUGAAGUGGAAGAGGCUCUUAGAGAUGUAAUCUGCGUAUUCCAUAUUGCUUCCUAUGGAAUGUCUGGCAGGGAGCAGCUGAACCGAAAACUUAUAGAAGAUGUUAAUGUGAAGGGAACAGAAAACGUCAUCCAAGCCUGCAGGAGCACAGGAGUGUCGAGUCUGAUUUAUACAAGUACAUACAACGUUAUAUUUGGAGGCCAGAUUAUAGAAAAUGGGGAUGAAUCUCUGCCUUAUCUACCUCUUCACCUUCAUCCAGAUCACUACUCCCGGACCAAAUCUUUAGCUGAAAUGAAGGUGCUGGAGGCAAAUGGUGUUGAGCUUGGAAAUGGGAAAGGUGUAUUAAGGACUUGUGCUCUCCGACCAGCAGGCAUCUAUGGACCUGGAGAACAAAGACAUCUUCCAAGAAUAGUUAGUUACAUUGAAAGGGGACUGUUUAAAUUUGUAUAUGGAGAUCCUCUUAGUUUAGUAGAAUUUGUACAUGUAGACAAUCUAGUUCAGGCUCAUAUCCUUGCCUCUGAGGCCCUCAAAGCCAACAAAAAGCACAUAGCUGCAGGCCAAGCCUAUUUUAUUUCAGAUGGCAGGCCUGUAAAUAACUUUGAAUUUUUCCGACCAUUAGUGGAAGGUUUAGGUUACAAGUUCCCAACCUGUCGUCUUCCUCUCUCCCUUGUCUAUUUUUUUGCAUUCCUUACUGAAGUAGUUCAUUUUCUUGUAGGACACCUUUAUAAUUUUCAGCCUCUCCUCACUCGCACAGAGGUUUACAAAACUGGUGUCACACACUAUUUUAGCAUGGAGAAGGCCAGAAAGGAGCUGGGGUAUGAGCCUCAGCAAUAUACCCUAAAUGAAGUGGUUGAGUGGUUUAGAUCUCAGGGAUGCGGACCAAAGCCGAGAAAGUAUACCAUUAUGCAUCUUGUUAGGGAUGGAGGACUGUUCUUGCUGCUGAUUGCUGUGAUGGUCUCAUGGUUUCCAUCUGCAGUUACAUUUUCACUCUGA